Anolis sagrei ordinatus is the source of this 4460-nucleotide messenger RNA. It is a transcript of the gene GPR176, whose product is annotated as G protein-coupled receptor 176. The record is from RefSeq and is a predicted model, not a curated record. Gene Ontology annotation, biological process: G protein-coupled receptor signaling pathway. Gene Ontology annotation, cellular component: plasma membrane. Gene Ontology annotation, molecular function: G protein-coupled receptor activity. Lineage: Eukaryota; Metazoa; Chordata; Lepidosauria; Squamata; Anolidae.
UGUUUUGAUCCAGAGGUGGAAGUGACAGCUCCAAAAAGGCAAAGAUGGCUGCUCCCAAACAAAAAAAUAUCAAAGCCCACCACUGAUGGUCAUGUGAUCUUCUUUUCUGCUUCUCUCUGAAACGACACCGAGCCCGCAAAUGGGCAGCUGGAACUGAGAAGCAGGAGGCAGCUGUCAGUGCAGACAGACAGCCCUAGGGGAGGAGUUGCGGGUCUGAUUUGGAAGCGCAAAUAGAGAGGGAGAGCGCACGAGAUGGUUCAGGCUCCCAAGCCCAAGCCAUCCCGGCAGCCCAAACCAGGUGAGACUGGGAGGAAAAGCGACAGAGCAACGCUCUCUGUAGAUUUCUAACAAGGCGAGAAAGCAAGGAGAGCAUCUUGUGGGGGAGAGGAUGUCAGCAGGGCAGAGGAUGUAGGCAAAGACCUGGCAAGGGAAGGGAACGCUCCAAGUCCAAGGGGCUGCCCAGCCUCCUCUGCCAGGGUUGGCUUUGGAAGAGGGCGGCAGCGGCAUAGCUUGCACCCCUGCUUCAUUUCUUCGGCUUGUGUCUUGAAUUCCGGCCAGAAAUAUGGGGCAACAGGCGAGAGAGAGGGGCAGCCAACUCCCCCUCCUUCUUUCCCCGGUUCUGACCUGAAGACAAAGGUUUGAGACUGAGAAGACAUGGCAAGGGGGUCUUUUCGUUGCCCUGCCUUGGGAGACGGAUCCAGCCGGGCGCUUUGCAAGACCGAGAGCCUGGGAUCCCGGCGGAGGGGCUGCUGAGGGCCAGAAGGGCAGAGCGAUGGGCUACAAUGGGAGCUGGGCGCCCUCUGCCAACGAGAGCCAGAGGGGGCCCUUCCAGGCCCUCGCCGCCCCGGCCUUGAACACGUCGGAGGCAGCGCGGCGGGGCCACUGGGGGGACCAGGGAGGCCGGGAAGAGCAGACCUACCGGCAUUUCGCCGUCGUGGUGCAAGUGCUCAUCUUCAUCGGCUCCCUGAUGGGAAACUUCGUGGUCUUGUGGUCAACGUGCAAGAUGUCCAUUUUUAAGUCGGUAACAAACCGCUUUAUUAAAAACUUGGCCUGCUCCGGCAUCUGUGCCAGCCUGGUCUGUGUGCCUUUUGAUAUUGUCCUUAGUGCUAGUCCACACUGCUGUUGGUGGAUCUACACUAUGGUCUUCUGUAAGAUCAUCAAGUUCCUGCACAAAGUUUUCUGCUCAGUGACCAUCCUUAGCUUUCCUGCCAUUGCUCUGGAUAGGUACUAUUCAGUGUUAUACCCACUGGAAAGAAAAAUAUCAGAUGCUAAAUCUCGUGACGUGGUGAUUUACAUCUGGGCUCAUGCCGUGGUGGCCAGCAUUCCCGUAUUUGCUGUGACCAGUGUGUCAGAUAUUUAUGCUAUGUCCACCUGUACUGAACCCUGGAGCUAUUCCAUUGGCCAUUUAAUAUAUGUCAUCAUUUACAACAUUAGCACUGUGAUUUUGCCAGUAGCCAUGGUGUUUCUCUUUAUGAUCCUCAUUCGCAGAGCACUGAGUGCUAGCCAAAAGAAAAAAGUCAUCAUAGCUGCCUUAAGAACCCCACAAAAUACAAUUUCUAUUCCUUAUGCCUCUCAGAGAGAAUCUGAACUCCAUGCCAUGCUGCUGUCUAUGGUUAUGGUUUUUAUUUUCUGCAGUGUCCCUUAUAUGACGUUGGUGAUUUACCGCACUAUAUUCGAUGCCUCUGACACUUCUGUCUAUUUGCUCCUCACUGCCAUCUGGCUGCCCAAGAUAUCACUGUUAACCAAUCCUCUGCUCUUCCUGACUGUUAACAAAUCUGUACGUAAGUGUUUGGUGGGGACGAUUGUGCAGUUACAACGCAGGUACAGCCGGAGAAACAUUGUCAGCUCUGGAGCUGUAGUGGAUGCCAACCUGGAGCCACAUGUCCGUUCUGGUAGCCAGCUGUUGGAGAUGUUUUACAUUGGGCAGCAGCAAAUUUUCAAGCCCACAGAGGACGAAGAAGAGAAUGAGACUAAAUCCAUUGGCUCCAGCAAUUACCAGCAGAAAGAAAUCCCAACCACUAGCUUAGAGGUAGAACACACUGUAGUUCAGAAGCCUGUCCCCCAUGCAGUCGCAGAUUCCGCUGCACAGGUGGCACCAGCGAUGCCAACAGAAAGUGAAAUGGCCAAUGAGAAGUACUCCAUGCAACUUGGCUUUGGGCCCUUCGAGCUGCCUCCACAGUGGUUGUCAGAAAACCAGAACAGUAAGAAACGACUUCUGCCCCCUUUGGGAAAUACUCCAGAGGAGCUCAUCCAGACCAAGCAGUCCAAGUGUAAAGCAGAAAGAAAAAUGAGCAGGAACAAUAAAGUCAGCAUCUUCCCCAAGGUGGAUUCCUAGAGGGAGAUCUCUAUGAGAUGAGACUGCAGUGCAUUCUCACAUACAAGUGAUCCUAUGGAUCUUUGUUAAGAUGAAAUGAUCUUAAUUUUUUUGGUGCCAAUGUAUGUGAAAACAACAUCAAAUGAUUUGUGUUUCAAUACAACUAUCAAAUCUUUAUCUGCAUUUAUCAUCUCUUUCCUUAUAUCUAAGGCUAGACUCCAUUCAACUUCUAAAGAGGCAUUUUGGAGCUUUCCUGUCUCAAAGGUUGCUUCUUUCCUCUCUUUGUUUUGUUAAAAUCUUUCAGACUGGUCAAACACCGCAAAUGUGUACACAUGCAGAGAAACAUUAUGGUAUCUGCUGUACAGUUACAGAGUUCUAGGGAAAGGUAAUCAAUAAAUAUGCAGAUCUCUUCCUUGGAGAUCCAUAACUCUUUCUAUUUGUACACACAAAGCACUGAGUAUUUGUCAGAUAAGUAGGCAAACUGCAGACCUCCAGAUGUUUUUGGACUACUAUGCCCUCUACUUGCCAAUAUAGCCAGUGAUCAAGAGUUCUGGAAAUGACACUCAACAGUUAACAACAUCUAGAAGAGUAUAUCUUGUCCAGUCUUGCUUUAGGAGAACCAUAAAACUUGUCAGUUUGUGAUGUCUUCUAGUGGCCAGAACUAAACAAACACAGGACACAUUGAUAAAUCAAUUUUUUAAAGAUCUCCUUUUAUUUAAUCACCUUAAAAUACCCCAUCCCAGAAAAAAUUCAAUAAAUAAGUAAUGAAUAAGGACAUAAGUAGUUGAAUCUGCCUCAUGCUGUUGAAACACUUGUGGGCUAAAAAUAUAUGCAUAUAAAGCCCUAAAAUACCGUGUUUAUGGAAUAUUUUCAUCUGGAGGUUGACAAUUUAGUAGGCUCAAUGGGGCAAAAAUGAUCAGUAGAGCAACAACAACUAGGAGAUAAAAUACAUACAAAGUAACUUUUCCUUCCAGACAGUGCUACCUAAGAGACAACAGUUUUGGUUUCGAUAAAGCAUGGAUAUAUGACACCUAACUUAAAUGCUAUGACCACUGUGUCAAAAAGAACCCAAUCCUUGGUAUAAAAUAUUUUCUGAGAGAUUCCUGUGAUUGUUGCCUGGUUUUCAAUUUGUCUAUAAAAUCAUGAAAUCACUGAGAGUUUUUAGCAGUUGGCUUCUAAGGGUUGGUAUCACUUUGUACUAUGUGAUGAAUGAACAAAUCUAGUGUGGAUAUGAUUUGUAAUCUAAAUUUUUGUGUUUAAAUCAAGGAUGCAUGGAAAUUAUGCAAAACAGAAUAUGGAAGGACAGAAGAAACCCCUUAAUAAUAAUUGCUUUGUUUUAUAAAAACUAUUUUCUAAAAUUUUUAAAAGGAUACGAGUGGGGAAGAUUCUGUUUUCCUUUUCAAAGACCAAAUUAACCUGGAUAAAAUAUGUGAUAUAAUUUCUCUACUGAAAGAUGCAGAACUGUGCAGUGUGGUGGCCUUGAGCAGAGUCACUGUGAAGACAAAAACAGUUUAAUAUAUAUCACAGGGAUAAGGAAUUUGUGACUCUCCAGAUCUUAUUGGUCCCAGAUAUACUCCCAAUGGAUGGGGGUGAUAGAAAUUGUGGUCCACCAUCUGGAGGGGCUCAGGUUACUUUCUACAACCUACAGCGUAUAAACAAGUAGCAUAUUAUAAAUACGCCACCUCUAAUUAAUACAUGUAAAUCAUUCCCAAUUAUUUAUGGUAAUCAAGCUUCAAGGCAUAAUACACUUUCCAAAUGGAAGUGUGCUACCAUAAGUAGUUUAGGAAUUUCUACUUUGCUGUCGAAUUCAAAGACAUAACUGUAUUAGUCUGAAUCGGUAUGCAAAGGGAUCUUGGAGCACCUUUGAGAUUAAGAACUUUAUCACACGAGGCAUGAAAACUGGCAUUGCAGCUCAAGUGUAGGAUGCACUUGGCAUCAUGUGUAUCUCACUACCAGUUUGCUUCCCUCCCUCCAGCCCACCCCAUGAUCCCUAGCUGUUGAUACUGUGUUCCAGACACCUACUGUAGCGCAAUGGGUUCUUUUUUGCUUCUGUGCUGGCAUGCUGGCAGACACAUGACUUCAGUGGCCAGAAUUCUCCUCUCCCUAACUAUUCCCAGGGUGGUUGAAAGGCAUGUAGCCGGGGGGG